This is a messenger RNA of Sebastes umbrosus (honeycomb rockfish), 1110 nucleotides long. RefSeq names its product odorant receptor 131-2-like. Bases 1 to 1110 code for a protein of 369 amino acids. Lineage: Eukaryota; Metazoa; Chordata; Actinopteri; Perciformes; Sebastidae. The transcript has a single exon. Gene Ontology annotation, molecular function: G protein-coupled receptor activity. Gene Ontology annotation, biological process: G protein-coupled receptor signaling pathway. Gene Ontology annotation, cellular component: membrane. The record is from RefSeq and is a predicted model, not a curated record.
AUGUCAAAUGCAAUUCAAUCUCAGACCAACAUAACUGUUGGGCUGGGGUUACUGGAAACAGUGUUAUUUGCCACUCUGACUACAGUACCAUGCUGUGUGUUUAUCUUCAUUAAUGGGGUCAUGUUAUUCACCUUGAGGAGUAAAUUAGUGUUUCGUGAGACCUCCCGUUACAUUCUUCUGUUUAACCUCCUUUUUGCAGACACUGUACAGCUGGCACUGAGUCAGUUACUGUACCUCCUGGCUGCUUGUAGAGUAAAACUGACAUAUCCUGUAUGUGGUGUUCUCAGCAUGUUCUCCAAUCUCACAUUUGAAAUCUCCCCUCUCACACUGGUGGUGAUGUCUCCGGAGAGAUAUGUGGCUGUGUGCUACCCACUGAGGCACGCUACCAUCAUCACCACCAGAAACACAGCAGUGGCUAUCAUUGUGGUUUGGGCCUUCAGUUCACUAAAUGUCCUCACACAAGUUCUUUUACUGUUAGAUUUUCCAUUUGAUGACCUGGAGAGCCUGCAGAUGAAAUAUUUUUGUGCCAGAAAAAACAUGCUGCUUGGCCUAAUGUCUGAUGAUUAUGACAAAGCGUACACUUAUUUUCUGUUUGUAUCAGCUGGCAUGGCAGUCACUUCCUCCUAUAUUGGUGUGAUGAUAGCAGCCAGGUCAGCCUCCACAAACAAAUCUUCAGCCAACAAGGCUCGUAAUACACUGCUGCUGCAUCUGGUGCAGCUGGGCCUCAGUCUCUCUUCAACUAUAUACAACCCCUUGCUUAUAGCACUCUCAAAGGUCCUAGACAGGAUAGUCUUGGUGCGCAUUCAGAUUGUUAUUUAUGUGUGUAUUGUCAUCUUUCCCAGAUGUCUGAGUGCUCUUAUCUAUGGCAUCAGAGACCAGACCAUCAGACCUAUCCUCAUAUUCCAUCUAUGCUGUCGACUGAAACUCUCAAGUCAUCCCAGCCAAGGCUGGGCUCUCACUCUAGAAUACACAGAAGGCAUAUCUGUGAAGUCUAUCUUAAAACAAUGCCUGUCCAUGUUUACAUUGAAACAGUUUUUGGUCACUGGAAUUGUUUCUCGUGUCCAAAGUGAUUGUGAAGCUAUCCCUCCCUACUCCUAUUCCAAUGUUUGA